GGCCAAGGCGGCCGCUUCCUGGGCUUCCUCGGCAACUCUGAGCCCGAGGCCGACACCUCCCGCAGCCCCAGGCCCGGGCGGCGGCGUCAUGAGUGCGGCCGGGCUGCUGGCUCCGGCCCCGGCCGGAGCGCCACCCGCACCGGAGUACUGCCCGGAGGAGGAGGAGGAGCUGGAGAGCGCCGAGGACGACGAGCGGAGUUGCCGCGGCCGCGAGUCCGACGAAGAUACUGAGGAUGCUAGUGAAACUGACCUGGCAAAGCACGAUGAGGAGGAUUAUGUUGAAAUGAAGGAACAGAUGUAUCAGGACAAAUUGGCAUCUCUGAAGAGACAAUUACAACAACUGCAGGAAGGUACAUUACAAGAAUAUCAGAAAAGGAUGAAAAAACUGGACCAGCAGUACAAAGAAAGGAUACGAAAUGCAGAACUUUUCCUUCAGCUGGAAACAGAACAGGUGGAGAGGAAUUACAUUAAGGAGAAGAAGGCUGCUGUGAAGGAGUUUGAGGACAAGAAGGUGGAGCUAAAGGAGAACCUGAUUGCCGAGCUUGAGGAAAAGAAGAAGAUGAUUGAAAAUGAGAAGCUGACCAUGGAGCUGACAGGAGAUUCCAUGGAAGUGAAGCCUAUCAUGACAAGAAAAUUGAGGCGGCGGCCGAAUGAUCCAGUUCCAAUCCCAGACAAGAGGAGGAAACCUGCCCCUGCCCAGCUGAACUAUUUGUUAACAGACGAACAAAUCAUGGAGGACCUCAGGACGUUAAAUAAGCUUAAAUCACCCAAGAGACCAGCAUCUCCCUCUUCUCCAGAGCAUCUCCCUUCUACACCUGCAGAGUCCCCUGCCCAGCGGUUCGAAGCUCGGAUAGAAGAUGGCAAACUCUACUAUGAUAAAAGAUGGUACCACAAGAGCCAAGCUAUCUAUCUGGAGUCAAAAGAGAACACCAAGAUCAGGUGGAUCAGUUCUGUUGGUGCCAAUGAGAUCUGGGUUCGGAAGACGAGUGACAGCACAAAGAUGAGGAUCUACCUGGGGCAGCUUCAGCGAGGGCUCUUUGUGAUCCGCCGGCGUUCGGCUGCGUGACACCCUCCCCUCCCCCACCGUGGCUUUUCCUCAAAUGGCUUUUGGUUUUGGUUUUUGUUCUUAAGAGAAAUUAAACUUACAGGGAAUAACAGCAACUCCGCCUUGGAAACGGACAACACUGUGUUACGGAUCCUGCAACCACUUUUGUGGCUGGCCACAUACUCCUUGGAUUAGUUCUUGGCCCUUCCACGCAGCCACCACCUUGAUCUCUUCCAUGCUUCACCUUGAGACUUUGUUACAUUCAGAGGAGACACACGCACACGCGUGUGCGCGCGCACACAUAUACACGCACGCAGAAAGGGAAUCUUUGUGUAUGUGCAUGCGUGUGCAUGCAUGUCUGUACACAUUGGUUUUGGUUGAUGAAAAAUGAUUUCAGAUGUCUUCAUGUGUUUAUACUCUUAAAAGUGGAGGUCAAGGUGGUGGUGGUGGGGGAGGCGUGGCAGCAUUUGCAUUUUCUUAUAGUUUAAUGUUUUGGAUAUGAUCCAUGCAAGUCACAUAGCCUUGUCCCAGGUCAAGAGCUAGAUUUGCUAUUUCUCCAGCAGCCUCAGGGCAGAGGUCUGAGCAGGAGAUAAAUUCUCCUGGUUCUCAGCUGCCACUGUGAAAUACUUUCUGUAACAGCUGGCACAUGCCAGCGAUUCCACUGGAUGAGCAUCUAAAGAUUUGCCCGGGAUUCCAGGUGCCCUGGAAGAAAUGGGGAGAAGGUUAAGAAUUCAUAAUACGUUGAUGUUACCAUCUUUUGAAUAACAUUUAAUCCUUGGUUAAAUCCCAAGACAUUUGCAAGCUUUUUUAAAAAAAGAUUUGGACAAAAAUAUCCUUUGGAGAAGACUGUGUCUUGUUAGUGUUUUUUUUCCCCUAACCACAAAUAGAUGAAGAGGGGUGCAUACUGAAGUCUUAGGUUAAUUGAGUUGUCCACAAAUAGAAGGUAAAGGAGACUGUUAGCAAUGGUGUAAUCACUGAUAGGUGUAUUCCCACAUAAAAUUCAGGAUUAUUUCCUCUUGCUCAUUCAGUUAUAGCUCAUUGACCAUUCUGGAACAACUAACAAACAGAAGAGACUUUUUUGGAGGAUCGUGCUCUUCGAUUCCAACAGGGCUGGCACAAGCUGAAACGGAAUUGUCCCUGCCUUGGCUAUUGGUGAACUUGGCACUUGACCAGAUGGAAUCCAAAUGCCACACUGUACUUUAUGCCCCCCAUCAUUCUCCACUCCCCGCUCUGUUGUCUCCUCCCCCCUCCUCUUUUGAUAACUGGAGAAAUGACUCAGUAGUUAAUAGUAUUUUCUAUAAUAGUGAUGUCAUUUUGAAUGUUUGUAGUGACCUUGACAUUAGGACCUCAGAGGCAGUUAGCAGCAGGAAUCAUGUGUCCUACUCAAUCUGUUUGUUGUAAAUGGUUUCAUUUACCCUGAGGGAUUCUUGUUGACCUCAUAUCUCUUGAUACACCAUGGAAAUGACUUUGGGAUUAGAACUAGUGUAAUUACCUUCGUUAGGGUGUUAACUUCAACAGAAACUAAGGAUACUUGAUUUGGAGUGAACAUUUAUAAAGCUUUAUUUUC
Molecule: messenger RNA, 2612 nt
Organism: Trichosurus vulpecula (common brushtail)
Lineage: Eukaryota; Metazoa; Chordata; Mammalia; Diprotodontia; Phalangeridae
Product: sin3 histone deacetylase corepressor complex component SDS3-like
Biological process (GO): negative regulation of transcription by RNA polymerase II
Cellular component (GO): Sin3-type complex
Molecular function (GO): histone deacetylase binding
Source: RefSeq, a predicted model, not a curated record